CGCGAGUAUCUUGUUUUUUUAACUACUCUGGAGAGUGUUUUUUAGAGCGAUAGUUUGGUUAUAUAUAAAGGUUUGGUUCAGGCGCCGUCACAUCGCUCUAAUCUCUGGACUCCGCCUCUCAGUCGCCACCACGCGCAGCGACCACGGAGGAAUGUGGACUCUUCUUCUUUGAAAAUCACCGGAGAGCUGAUCGAUCGCCGGGCAAACAGCAGGAAAGCCGAGAUCUCGAUCUUCGACGUAGGGCCUCCGUCGGACAAGUGAUUCCUUACUUAGGGUUUCAUGGCUUCGGAGGAUGUUAAACCUAGUGAAUCUGCGGUGACGACGAUCGUGAACCUUGCUGAAGAGGCGAAGCUCGCGAGAGAAGGAGUCAAGGCUCCGAGUUAUGCGAUUCUCAGUGUUGCAAAGUCUCUGACUGCCGGUGGAGUCGCGGGAGGAGUGUCACGCACUGCUGUUGCUCCAUUGGAACGAUUAAAGAUAUUGCUACAGGUUCAAAAUCCUCAUAACAUAAAAUACAAUGGAACAAUUCAAGGUUUAAAGUACAUAUGGAAAACUGAGGGUUUUCGGGGACUGUUUAAAGGCAAUGGAACUAAUUGUGCUCGUAUUAUCCCAAACUCAGCAGUCAAGUUCUUCAGCUAUGAGCAAGCUUCUAAGGGUAUAUUAUAUCUAUAUCAACAGCAAACUGGCAAUGAUGCUCAGCUUACUCCUCUUUUACGCCUUGGAGCUGGAGCAUGUGCUGGAAUUAUUGCCAUGUCUGCAACUUACCCAAUGGACAUGGUACGGGGCAGGUUGACUGUACAGACAGAAAACUCACCUUAUCAGUACAGAGGAAUGUUUCAUGCUCUAUCAACAGUGCUCCGACAAGAAGGACCACGGGCUUUGUACAAGGGCUGGCUUCCUUCUGUCAUUGGAGUUGUUCCAUAUGUUGGCCUUAACUUUGCUGUUUAUGAAUCAUUAAAAGAUUGGUUAAUCAAAAGUAAAGCAUUUGGACUAGUUCAGGACAAUGAGUUGGGUGUGACAACAAGGCUUGCCUGUGGGGCAGCUGCUGGAACUAUUGGCCAAACUGUUGCUUAUCCUCUUGAUGUCAUUCGCCGAAGGAUGCAGAUGAUAGGUUGGAAAGAUGCUGCUUCUAUUGUCACUGGUGAAGGAAGGAGCAAGGCCCCUAUCGAAUAUACUGGCAUGGUUGAUGCCUUCAGGAAAACUGUUCGGCACGAGGGCAUUGGAGCAUUGUACAAGGGUUUGGUCCCUAAUUCAGUGAAGGUAGUUCCAUCCAUAGCACUUGCAUUUGUGACGUACGAGAUGGUGAAAGACAUUCUAGGAGUUGAGAUCAGGAUAUCAGACUGAAGUGUGGAGAACUCCACCGUAUUUAUUGAACUAGUGUGCUAUUUUUGUAGGCAAAGGGAAAGAGAGAAGGUAAAUUAGGGUGAUGUCUUCCUUUUUGUCACAGGAUGAGAACAUUUAGAAACCUGUCGGGGCCUCUAUGUUUAUAUGCUGCUUUCGCUUGUUUUCCUGUAUUUCCCCAUGAACAUGCUUUUAGCUCUUAGAUUCUCAUUCAUAUGCAGCAUCAAUAAGCAUUUGCAAGGAACAAUUCAAGAAAUGCAUUUUCAUGCCUUUCUAUUAAAGUCAAGGAAAUGCUUCUACUAUCCUAUUUGUAGUGACCGUUUAUGGAGUAGAGUUUAUCUCUGUAUUUAACAAGUUAAAUGUCUUCACUA
This is a messenger RNA of Vitis riparia (riverbank grape), 1709 nucleotides long. RefSeq names its product mitochondrial adenine nucleotide transporter ADNT1. The transcript is spliced from 8 exons. The record is from RefSeq and is a predicted model, not a curated record. The coding region runs from base 280 to 1341 and encodes 353 amino acids. Lineage: Eukaryota; Viridiplantae; Streptophyta; Magnoliopsida; Vitales; Vitaceae. Gene Ontology annotation, biological process: transmembrane transport.